Molecule: messenger RNA, 740 nt
Organism: Mus pahari (shrew mouse)
Lineage: Eukaryota; Metazoa; Chordata; Mammalia; Rodentia; Muridae
Gene: Efcab9
Product: EF-hand calcium binding domain 9
Exons: 4
Coding region: 47-697 (216 amino acids)
Biological process (GO): sperm capacitation; flagellated sperm motility
Cellular component (GO): sperm principal piece; cytoplasm
Molecular function (GO): calcium ion sensor activity
Source: RefSeq, a predicted model, not a curated record
GAAUUCUCCAUUCUGUAUCAGGUUGCCAGAGCCUCCGGCUGCCGCCAUGAAACUGACUCAGGGGUCUUUCCUGUGGUACCUUUACAUGGACAAAAUUUAUUGCUUACUGUCUUUGAGAAACGUGAAAGCCUUGAUGGAGUACUUUCAUCUUCUGGAUGUGCACCACAGGAACACCUUGAAUGAUGUGCUGUUCUUUCAUUUCCUCCACCACGUGACUAACCUGAAGAAGACACAGAUCAGGAUGAUAUUUGAGCUCCUGGACUGGACAGCUGUAGGAGAGAUUGGUUUUGACCAGUUCUAUGUGUUGGUUUGCAUACUGCUGGCACAUCAGAACCAUCUGGAAGACCACUUUAUGUACCGCCAUUCCCGGCCAGUCUUUGAGCUGCUUGAUCUGGAUGGGGAGCAGAAUAUAGGUGCGACCAAUUUUGAAAACUACAGAUUUCUCUUCAAUAUUAAAAAGCAGGAACUCCGAGACCUUUUCCAUGACUUUGACAUCACAGGUGACCGACUGCUUAAUUACAAGGAAUUUAAGCUGUAUACAAUCUUCUGCACAGACAAAUCCAUAGACAGAAAGAAAAGGAGGAAAGACAGAGAGGCAGCGAGAGAGAAAGAGAAAGAGAAAGGGAAAGAUAAAGAGAAGUACCUUCACCUCAAGAAGAUAUAUUCAUCUAUGGUAAGCCACAGGAGUCUCCUGUGACACAGAAGUGAGCAUGAAUAAUUAAAAUGACCAUGGCCACAAU